Vidua macroura (Pin-tailed whydah) is the source of this 1487-nucleotide messenger RNA. RefSeq names its product dematin actin binding protein (gene DMTN). Gene Ontology annotation, cellular component: plasma membrane; actin cytoskeleton. The transcript has 16 exons. Gene Ontology annotation, molecular function: actin filament binding. The record is from RefSeq and is a predicted model, not a curated record. The coding region runs from base 177 to 1379 and encodes 400 amino acids. Gene Ontology annotation, biological process: actin filament bundle assembly; cytoskeleton organization; lamellipodium assembly. NCBI's taxonomy places the organism in Eukaryota, Metazoa, Chordata, Aves, Passeriformes, Viduidae.
CCACGCGCGAGUCGGGGCCUCCUCUCGCCCAGGGCAUCCCCGCGCGGCCGGAGGGAUGCGGUGUCGCCGGCCUUAGAGGGAACAUCCGAGCCCCAGCCCGGAGUCGGCGCCCAGAGGGAUGUGGAGCCGCGGAGGCAGCGGAGCCUGUGACUGACACAACCCCCAGCCAGAGCUGAAUGGAAAGACUGCAGAAGCAGCCACUGACCUCCCCUGGGAGCGUCUGCUCUUCCCGCGGAUCCAGCGUUCCUGGCUCUCCCUCCAGCAUCGUGGCCAAAAUGGACAACGAGGUCCUGGGCUACAAGGACCUGGCUGCCAUCCCCAAGGACAAAGCGAUCCUGGACAUCGAACGCCCCGACCUGAUGAUCUACGAACCCCAUUUCACCUACUCGCUGAUGGAGCACGUGGAGCUGCCCCGGAGCCGGGAGCGCUCCCUGUCUCCCAAAUCCAUGUCUCCUCCUCCGUCCCCGGAGGUGAUCCGGGAGUGGCUGGAGAGCCGCCCCCCCAGCAGCACCCCGGUGCCCCCCUCGCGCCAGGGCGCCGCCCCCACCCGCAGCAGCGUCCAGCACUUCCACCGACCCGAGACCGACACGACAGAGCUCAACAUCUACAAGAAGCCGCCGAUCUACCGGCAGAAAGAGCACCACUCCAGCGCCCACCACGGGAAAAAUCUCAUCGAGGACCUGAUCAUCGAAUCCUCCAAAUUCCCGGCGGCGCAGCCCCCGGAUCCCAACCAGCCCGCCAAGAUCGAGACCGACUACUGGCCGUGCCCGCCGUCGCUGGCCGUCGUGGAGACGGAGUGGAGGAGGCGGAUGGCGUCCAAGAGAGGGGAGGAGGAGGAUGAGGAUCUGUCGGAGGAGAUGAAGAACCUGCGGGAGCUCCAGCGGCAGGAGCUGAGCAAGGUCACCUCCAACCUCGGGAAGCUGAUCCUGAAGGAGGAGAUGGAGAAGUCGCUGCCGAUCCGGAGGAAAACUCGCUCGCUGCCGGACCGGACGCCUUUCCACACGUCCCUCCACACGAGCUCCAAGAGCUCCUCCCUCCCCGCCUCCGGCCGGAGCACCCUCACCCGGCUGCAGUCGGCAGAGUUCGGCUCGGCGGGGAGCGAGAAGGGCAGCCCUGGUGAGGAAACGGCCAGCGCGGGGCGCAUGGACAGAGGGAACUCCCUGCCCAGCAUGCUGGAGCAGAAGAUCUACCCCUAUGAGAUGCUGAUGGUGACGAACCGAGGCCGCGUGAAGCUCCCGCCCGGCGUGGACAGGACCAGGCUGGAGCGCCACCUGUCCCCCGAGGACUUCCUGAAAGUGUUCGAGAUGCCGCCGGAGGAGUUCGGCAAGCUGGCCCUGUGGAAGCGCAACGAGCUGAAGAAGAAAGCCUUCCUCUUCUGAGUCCUCCUCUUCUGAGCCUUCCUCUUCUGAGCCCUCCUCUUCUGAGCCUUCCUCUUCUGAGUCCUCCUCUUCUGAGCCUUCCUCUUCUGAGCCCUCCUCUUCUGAGCC